Stylophora pistillata is the source of this 1291-nucleotide messenger RNA. Its product is annotated as transient receptor potential cation channel subfamily M member 6-like. The record is from RefSeq and is a predicted model, not a curated record. Lineage: Eukaryota; Metazoa; Cnidaria; Anthozoa; Scleractinia; Pocilloporidae.
UAAAAAGGGGAAAAUGGCGGCGGCGCGGAAAAAUUUCAAAACAGCAAUGAAGGAGAAAAGAACUGGUAAGAGGGGUGGUGUGAGCCAUGACAUACUGGCAAGUGAAGAGGUUGUUAUUCAACGGCUAAGUGCGGAAGUGUCCGGCAAAGCGCAAAAUUAUUCACGUAUUGGGCCGAGAGAGUUUGUACCAUAUGACUACGAGGAGGUGACAUUAGCUAACAUCAAGAGUGCUUGCCAAAAACAUUUCGCAUGAACUAUUGGAAAUGACAUGAUGUGUGAAAUCUUAGCUGGAGAGCAAGGUCCAUCCUGCUAUUCGUUGGCCCAAAUACCCGAUAUGAGAGUCGUGUAUAUCCGGUUCAUCGAGGCAGCUCAGUCGUAUUCUGCCACGAGUGUACAUGAAGCUGCCGACCUCGUGCCAGGAAUGAAAAGAAAACAACAAACACAGUUUAAGAGUGAGCCUUCACCAAAAAAGAAAGAGUCAUGUGUCAGCGAAAUGGUAGCCAAAAGUCUCUCAGUUGUUGAGAUGCUCAAGCUCGGGAAAGUUAUCCAUGACAGAUCUACAGAUAUUAUCCAGUUGUACACUUUCGACGUCAACCAAAUGAGCUGGUCUAGAAAUCCACAAGAGGUCGAAUUCGCCAUUGAAAAGGAGCCCUUCGGAAUUGGGGGAUUCCGGAGAGCAUUUAAAGCUAGCAGCACAACACUAGGUUUUCAUAAUUGUAAAUGGGUCGUAAAGAAAUAUCUGCAAGCUGCUGUUGAUAAUAUUGAAGCAGUAAAGCAGACAGUAGAGCAGCAUACGAAAAAGGUCGUUCAAAUGCACAUGUUAGCUAAAAACAUUGCAACUAAGUUGCAGAGCGAACUUGCCAAAGAGGACGCUUUGGUGUUGUACGGAGAAACUCUAAAGUAUAAAGAGGUUUUUAUGGGUAAAAUAGAAGGGGGUGAGUUUGUCACUAUUGAAGAAUUUCUUGAGGGGAAGUUCACUAAGUAUAUAAACAACAAUGGAGAAUUGAGUAUCAAUGACUCAGAAAUCUUGAAGAAAGCAGAAAGUCUUGCUCAUUUUUCUUACGAGCACUCAGAGAAGGAGCUUAUGAUAUUAGACAUGCAAGGUAGUGGAUAUGACCUCUUUGACCCUGAAAUAGCAUCCCGAAAAUUGAUUGAAGAUGAAGAGGUUCUAUUUUCUACUGGAAAUCUGUCAACUACAGCCAUCAAUAACUUCAUUAGUGUGCACAAUUGCAAUGUGUAUUGUAACCUGUUAGGUUUACAGACCUUGUAAGUUAAAAGCUGUCUUUGAAAC